This is a messenger RNA of Fusarium tjaetaba, 2370 nucleotides long. RefSeq names its product major facilitator superfamily transporter. Gene Ontology annotation, cellular component: plasma membrane. Gene Ontology annotation, molecular function: carbohydrate:proton symporter activity. Gene Ontology annotation, biological process: transmembrane transport; carbohydrate transport. The record is from RefSeq and is a predicted model, not a curated record. NCBI's taxonomy places the organism in Eukaryota, Fungi, Ascomycota, Sordariomycetes, Hypocreales, Nectriaceae. The transcript has 6 exons. The coding region runs from base 1 to 2370 and encodes 789 amino acids.
AUGGCGCCGUCCUUCCUCACUGUUCAUUUCGAUGACCAGAAUCCAAACUCUGAAAAGGGAAAAGAGGCUGGUGCGAGGAGAUCUCUCGCUGGUCUUGAUUACUCGCCUUUGCCUCGCAUCACGCCCCGAUCUUUUCUCCUAGCUACAUUUGUCUCUAUGGGUGGUCUUCUCUUUGGCUAUGAUACAGGUCAAAUCUCAGGCUUCCUCGAGAUGCCAGACUUUCUCGACCGUUUCGCCCAGACAAACAGCAAGGGAGAAAAAGCAUUUAGCACCGUCCGCUCGGGUCUCAUCGUCGCGCUCCUCUCCAUCGGCACGCUCAUGGGCGCACUCAUCGCAGCGCCUGUGGCAGACCGCAUUGGUAGAAAGUACAGUAUCUCCGGCUGGACGUGGAUGAUUGCUAUUGGCUUCGUCAUCCAGAUUUCCUCAGACAGGGAUUGGGUACAGAUCAUGAUGGGCCGAUGGGUCGCUGGUCUCGGAGUCGGCGCUUUGUCUCUGCUCGUUCCUAUGUUCCAGGGCGAGACUGCACCGCCGUGGAUUCGAGGCGCAAUGGUUUGCUGCUAUCAGCUCUUUAUUACGAUGGGUAUUUUCUUGGCUGCGUGCUUCAACUACGGCACUGUAACGCACCAUCCCAACAGCUCAGCCUGCUGGCGCAUCGUCAUCGGCGUCGGCUGGGUCUUCACCCUCAUUCUCGGCAUUGGAAUCCUCUUCCUCCCCGACACGCCCCGUUUCGACUACCGCAACGGCAGAGUCGAUCGUGCGCGCGACACGCUCUGCAAAGUCUACGGCGCGACGCCAAAUCACUGGGCGAUCCAUACCCAAAUGGAAGAGAUCGAGUCCAAGCUCCGCGCCGAGAGCCACGUCAAGCAGAACCCCGUGCAGGAAUUCGUCGGCAUGUUUAAGGCGCCCCGCAUGGCUUAUCGUAUCUUUAUCGGAAUGUCGCUUCAGAUGUUUCAGCAGCUCACUGGUGCGAAUUACUUCUUUUAUUACGGAACUACAAUCUUUCAGUCUGUGUCUAUCAACAGCUACAAGACGCAGAUUAUUCUGAACACGAUUAAUUUCCUGGUUACGUUUAUUGGAUUGUAUAUCGUUGAGCACUAUGGUCGGCGCAAGUCGCUUAUUGCGGGAAGUACUUGGAUGUUUAUCUGCUUCCUUGUCUUUGCAUCUGUUGGUCAUUUCUCUCUUAAUCGUGAUGAUCCUACCAAGACGCAGGGUGCGGGUAUUGCUAUGAUUGUCUUUGCAUGUCUCUUCAUUCUGGGCUUCGCUACCACUUGGGGUCCUAUGAUUUGGACCAUCAUGGCUGAGAUCUUCCCCUCGCGAUAUCGCGCCAAGGGCAUGGCUCUCUCGACAGCUAGCAACUGGCUCUGGAAUUUCCUCCUCGCUUUCUUCACGCCUUUCAUCACGAAAGACAUCGACUUCCGCUACGGAUACGUCUUUGCGGGAUGUAACGUCCUCGGUGGUCUGCUCGUCUACUUCUUCGUCAUCGAAGGACAGGGACGUACUCUUGAGGAGAUUGAUACCAUGUAUCUGGAGAAGGUGAACCCUAUCAAGAGUGCCAAGUGGGUUCCUCCCCCUCCUGAGGAGAUGGCAAGGAUUAGGAAGCAGGCUGGUACGGAUCUCGAGACUGCUGUUCCUGCGGCGUCGAGUGAUGAUGAGACGCUUGCCAGGCCAUCGGGUGUCACUGAUGGUGGAUUGGGACAUUAUAAGGAGGAGCAUGCUGGAACUACGCACCGAGAGUCUUACGAGGAGAUUUACUCGUCAUCACCGCUUGCGACCAACAUCAUCAACGAUCUGUACCCCGAACUCGAUCAAUAUGUGUCAGAAGUCAAGCUACGAAAAGCGGUGCGAAGACUGCAACUCGAGAGUCAUCAUCCACGUGGUGACCCAUCAAGUAUGCAACGGCAAGCCCCCACCAGAGCGGAUGAGAGUGUCUGGGAAAGUCUCGAGUACUUGCCCAAGCGAAGUUUUGAAGACGAUGAACUGCCAUAUGACUCACCCGAGUCGACCGAUUCACCUGCUUCCAGCGAUAGCGAGCCUUAUUCCCUUCCAGUGUUAAAUAAGGGGAAGGGUAAAGCGGUCGCGACAAUCGAAAUGGAGGAUGUACCAUCUGAGGCUACUAGGUCCUCACCGUUCCUUGGAGCGUCAGAACCUACCAGGUCUUCUCCGUUUCUUGGAGCUUCAGAAUUUACAAGCUCUCCUCCGCUCCCUGCAGCGGAUCGAUGGGGGACCCAAGAUACAGAUUCUGAUGUUGAGAUAGAGGAUAGGGAGAGCAGUGAGGUGCGGGACGCGCAAACGAGCGCUGGCGUGCCGACUGCAAGAGGCUUGACUCUUGUACCAUUAUCUCGAUUCUACGCCUGGAGUGACCGACUGUGA